GUAAAAUUUUUCUAAAUGACAAUAAUAAUAAUUUUUUAAAAAUUGCAUACCAUUUUUUGUGUUAAAAAUCUUGGAAAAUGUUUAUAUAAAGUAAAAGUUCAAAAGAUUUCCAUUCCUUCAUCUUCCUUAAAUUUAUUGUUAAGCAAGGAAUCAAAUGGCAAAGCUAUUUCGUGUGGAUAUCAGAACCAUUUAAAAAGAUGUUUUGGCUUCUACUUCUGCUGAUACAUUCUAUGCAGCUGGUGUUGUUGAAUUUGAACCAGCUAAAAACCAUGGAUCAUCAUUGAAUCAACUCAACAACAAUCUUCGUGACUACAUAGCAAUUAUCAAUUCCGAUGAAGCUGCUAAUUUAGACAUAAUUGUCUUUCCCGAAUUAACUAUGAACAAUAUGCAAUAUCUAACAUACAUCCCAGAACCCAAAGAAAAACAAAUUCCAUGUCAAAAUAACAAAUUUGAAUCAUUUCUACGAGAUCUAUCUUGUGCAGCUAAAUAUUCUCGAAAAUAUAUUGUAGUGAAUCUUUUGGAAAAAGAAACUUGCAGUCCUGCUUCGCAAGCUGACAAAAAUGAUCCUAGACCAUGUGCGCCAAAUUUUUUAAACUAUUUCAAUACAAAUGUUGUAUUUGAUCGAAAUGGUGCAAUAAUUGCCAGAUAUCGUAAAUUCAAUUCCUACGAUUUGGCUUUGAAUGUGACGUACCGACCAGAAUUGUCAACUUUUGACACUGAUUUUGGUGUCAAAUUUGGAAUGUUUAUUUGUUUUGAUAUGAAUUUUUAUUCACCUGCUAAGGAAUUAGUCGAUUCGGGUGUGACAGAUUUUAUAUUUAGUUCGUUUUGGUUUUCGGAACUGCCAUUUUUGACAGCUGUCCAACUACAACAAUCAUGGGCAUAUGCUAAUAAUGUGAAUUUGUUAGCUGCAGGAGCAAGUAAUCCUUCAGGAGGAACCACAGGAUCUGGUAUUUUUUCAGGCAAACAAGGUGCUUUGGUAUCAGUUAUGGCAGAAACACCGGAACGAAAAUUAUACAUUGCAAAUGUGACAAAAAGCUCAGAAUUUAAAACAUCAGAAAGACUUACCAACGAACCGAAUUCUAACCAAAUAAGAAAAAAAUCAACCGGAGGAAUUCGUCUAAUGCGUGAAUACCGUAUGGAAGCAUUUACUUCAGAGCUUUUGGAACCAAAUAGCAACUCAAUUAUACAGAAACAAAUAUGUCAUGAUGCAUUUUGUUGUCAAUUUAAUUUGAAAUUGCAGCAAAAAUCUCCACUACCUGGUACCUCAACGUAUAAAUAUCAUUUGGCUGUUUUUGAUGGUGAUCGUAAUUACUCUGGUUUUGGAUACACAAAAUAUAAGUUUUGUUCAAUUUACGCUUGUACUGAUACAAAUUUGGACUCGUGUGGAAAAGUUUUUGAUAAUAAAGUUGAAGUAAGUCCUGAAAUAGUCUUUGAAAGCAUUUCAAUUAAGGGUGACUUUCCAAAAGCUGAUAAGGCUUUAAUCAUGCCAAAUAGUUUGGAUCAAAAUUUGAUGCCUUUGACAACUGAUCGUUUUGAAUUUAAUAUCAAAGAUGAUAAACAAAACGAACAAGUCAAGUUUACACUCGUAGACAAUGCAGAUGAUUUGCUUACAUUCGGAAUAUAUGCAAAUUAUUAUAACUAAGGAAGACUAUGAUCGUUCGAAGCUUCAUCAAAAUGUUGAUAAGUUCUUUCAUCUUCUUUAAAACAAAAAAAAAAAAAACAAAAAUAACUAAAAACUUACUAAAAUUACAAAUUGUUUUAAGAAUAAUAUAUUGUUUUAAUUUUAUAAUUUUUUGUUUUAUUUUUUCAUCUGUUCCUUAAAACAUGUUUG
Episyrphus balteatus (marmalade hoverfly) is the source of this 1831-nucleotide messenger RNA. RefSeq names its product vanin-like protein 1. The record is from RefSeq and is a predicted model, not a curated record. Bases 377 to 1642 code for a protein of 421 amino acids. NCBI's taxonomy places the organism in Eukaryota, Metazoa, Arthropoda, Insecta, Diptera, Syrphidae. The transcript is spliced from 3 exons.